Messenger RNA from Penaeus chinensis, 1100 nucleotides. Its product is annotated as ubiquitin-conjugating enzyme E2 T-like. The record is from RefSeq and is a predicted model, not a curated record. NCBI's taxonomy places the organism in Eukaryota, Metazoa, Arthropoda, Malacostraca, Decapoda, Penaeidae. Bases 1 to 882 code for a protein of 293 amino acids. The transcript has 9 exons.
AUGGUGGCGUCGCUGGUCCGUAACCCGAGUCUAGUUCCGACCUUUGGAAUUUGUUUCUUUGGUGUGGACCGCAUAUCAGGUCAUUCUCUGAGUCCUAAUGUUACAUCGUCCAUGGAAGGAUCCAAGUUUGGAUUCAGGUUGUUUAUAGUCAUGCCCUUUGCUUUGUUUAUCAUUAGAGCCGAGACGGUACCUUACACGAAAUAUGAUUGGUCAGUUUCAGAUCCUCCUCUCUCAUUGGUUAAAAAUUUCGCGAUAUUCUUCCCACCUCCCGUAUACCGCGGAUGUAAAGAGUGGAAUCGAAGGGAACUGAGGAUGGCACAGAGACUUGGCAGGCUGAAGCGUGAGUGCCAGCAGCUGCGUGAUUCACCGCCCUCGGGAGUGUCAUGUUGGCCUGAGGGUGAUAGUCUUGAAACCUUUAGUGCAGUUAUUAUUGGUGAUGAUGAUACUGUAUAUGCCGGAGGAGUUUUCAAAUUAGAACUGGAAGUUCCAGAAAGAUACCCGUUUCAUCCCCCAAAAGUCCGCUUCCUGACGAAGAUAUACCAUCCGAACAUUGACUCAGCUGGAAGAAUCUGCCUUGAUAUCCUCAAGUUACCUCCCUCUGGUGGAUGGAGACCUGCACACAACCUCUCCAGUAUCUUGACCUCAAUUCGCCUGCUUAUGGCUUCUCCCAACCCGAAUGAUCCACUGAUGACAGACAUUGCAGAAGAAUAUCAGUUCAAGAAAUCUCAAUAUGAAGCAACUGCCAAAGAAUGGACUGCUAAAUAUGCUAAAAGUGUGGAGGACACAGCCAAGCCAAGUCAGGAGGAGCCCAAGUCAUCAGAAAAAAGAAGGAACGAAUCAGAUGAGGAAAAUGAAGAAACAAGCAAAAAGGCAAAGAAAUGAGAGAGCAGAAGAUGAUGUAGAGGGAGGAUUUAUGGAUAACUUCUUUGUUUUUAAAUGUCAAGAGGAAAGUGCGCCAUGCAUGCUGCCACAUAUUUGAUUCUCUAUUUUAUGUUACAAGUCACUUAUUCAUAGUGCUGUCCUGUUAAACUUGGUAUUUUAGUAUGAAUAUUAUGUUUUAUAUAGUAAUAUUCUUUAAUAAAUUAUAUUUUUCUGUCCUU